UGCACGCCACGGCGACGGCCGGCAACAGCCCUGUGGAGGCUCCACUGAAAAUCAUUGCCCACCGUGGUGUCGACCACUAGUUGCAACUGCGAUUGCACUUCACUUCACACUUCUGAGGUUCCGUUGCAUGCAAACACCUUGAGCAUGCACACAAAGACCUAACAGGAUCGUACCUCGACAAGAAUUGCAGCUUGCCGGGGCGGGCACCAGAAUGGUUGUGCGAUAGCGCACAAUGACAUUGAGCAGAUCUGUGAAUUUUCUGCUUGCCAUGCCAGCAUCGUCACUGCGAUGAGCAUGCAGUCAACCACCCGAGAGAUCACAGCCACUGGACCUGCAGAAGAGCGUACCUGUCGAUCUCUUGCACAUCUGCCAGACCAGUCUAGCGCGUUGCCUCGACGUCCCUCUCUCGGUCGACAACACGUCCUGGCUUGAGAGAAUGCCUGCACUAGUCCGCUCAAGCUCGUUCGUCACCCCUGACAUCGACUUCACACUACGACAGCAGUUCAAGAAGACUUCCUUCCGGCCGAAUCAGCGCGAAAUCAUUUGCGCCGCCCUCGAUGGCAAGGAUGUCUUCGUACAGGCUGCCACGUCGUUUGGCAAGAGCCUCUGCUUCCAACUGCCAGCCGUGGUGGACCCAGGCAUCACCAUCGUCAUCUCUCCACUGCUCAGCCUCAUGAUGAACCAGGUGGAAGCAUUGCGAGCUGCUGAUAUCGACGCCAGCUCCCUCAACAGCAACACGCCGCAACACGAGCGGGAUCGGAUCCUGGGUGACCUCAAGACUGGCCACCCGCGGACGAGACUGCUCUAUGUCACGCCAGAAUUAUGUGCACAGGAGCAUUUCCGUGGCCGUCUCAAAAUAGUGCACGAGCAGCGGGAACUCGCACGGAUUGCCAUUGACGAGGCUCACUGCAUUUCUGAAUGGGGCCACGACUUCCGCAAAGACUUCAAGAAGCUAUCAUGGUUCAGGCAGUCCUUCCCGGAUGUGCCCAUCAUGUGCCUCACGGCGACUGCGAACAGCCAAGUGAGAAACGACGUGCUCGCCACACUUGGACUCGAUGCAGACGGCGACAGGCUCAGGAGCUUCACCAUGACCGCCCACAGGCCCAACCUGCACUUUGAAAUACGGUUCACGAGGGACGAAGAGGAGGACAUGCGAAUCGACAACUUCAUCAAGUGGAUUCGCGGGGUGUAUGCGCGCAGAGGCGGGGAAACGCGAAAAACUGAGCUCGAGGCUGCAGGCGAGAGGGUGGACAACGUGCCAGGCAUCAUCUAUACCAUAUCCCGCGACGAGUGCGAGAAUCUCGCGAGCGCCCUCCGCCAGGAAGGUAUCGGCGCGCAGCCGUUUCACGCAAAGCUGUCCAAGGACGCCAAGGAACAGACGCUCGCGAGGUGGGUGAACAACGAACCCGGCUACGAUAUCAUCGUCGCCACGACCGCGUUCGGCAUGGGCAUCGACAAGGACAACGUGCGCUUCGUAUGCCACUGGCGCCUCCCCAAGUCGUUUGAAGGGUACUACCAGGAAGCCGGGCGCGCGGGACGGGACGGCAACGCGGCGUACUGCUUCUUGUACUACUCUCGCGAGGACCGGGACCGCGUGAGCAGUAUGGUGAUGCGGGACCGUGCGGUGGCCGGGUCGAAUUUCCAGGCGCGCGCGCGCAGCUUGCAGGCCCUCGCGCAGUACUGCGAGAGCACAUCAGCCUGUCGGCAUCGCAUGAUAUGUCAGUAUUUCGGAGAGACCGAGGUCCCGGCGUGCGACUAUGCUUGUGACUGGCACAAGGACAGUGACGACCUGCACACAAGGAUAAGCAAAGGUCUCGCGAGCGAGGACUGGGUGAGCACACAACGAGAGGAGGGCCAUUAUGAUGUGUACUGGGAUGAUUGAUUUGGUCCACUGUUGCGUCCUUAUACAUUGUGGCAGUAGUCGCAUCGAAAGGCAAUGCCUCACAUAGGAAUAACUGUCCACAGAUGUCGUUACGGAUCGAAGAAUGAAUUAGAUCAACAAUCCAAGCAUGUCCACACGGGGGG
This is a messenger RNA of Microdochium trichocladiopsis, 2025 nucleotides long. RefSeq names its product RecQ family ATP-dependent DNA helicase. The transcript has a single exon. NCBI's taxonomy places the organism in Eukaryota, Fungi, Ascomycota, Sordariomycetes, Xylariales, Microdochiaceae. Gene Ontology annotation, biological process: double-strand break repair via homologous recombination. The record is from RefSeq and is a predicted model, not a curated record. Gene Ontology annotation, cellular component: chromosome; cytoplasm. Gene Ontology annotation, molecular function: nucleic acid binding; 3'-5' DNA helicase activity; ATP binding. The coding region runs from base 437 to 1882 and encodes 481 amino acids.